Molecule: messenger RNA, 1391 nt
Organism: Vitis vinifera (wine grape)
Lineage: Eukaryota; Viridiplantae; Streptophyta; Magnoliopsida; Vitales; Vitaceae
Product: protein RDM1
Exons: 5
Coding region: 664-1188 (174 amino acids)
Cellular component (GO): nucleus; RNA polymerase V complex
Source: RefSeq, a predicted model, not a curated record
AUCAAAUCUAUAGCAACAAAAGAAGUAUAAACCCUAAAUCUCUAUCUCCGUCUGCUUCAAAUAGGACCAAUUCGGGUGUUUUGAGUUUGAAUAAGCGCCAAUUCACAUUUCCAAGUGGAAAAAAGGGUGCCGAUUUUCAGAAACUCUUUCUUUGUUGAAGAAAUUUCAUUCUACCAAUUGGAAAAAGUGGAGCCAGGAAAUUGGUUCUUGGGGAACCUAAUAUGAUGCUUGGAGUGGUAAAAAUUAAUUAGGACAACAUAUACUUCGGCUGGGACGGGCCUUAGCUUGCAGAAAUUUCAUUCAAACUUCAUUUUGUUUAGUAAAGGCUUUGAAGUUGUACUGCAGUAAUUCACUCUAAAAAAAGAUUGUAGGAUCUGGGACAGGAGGAGAGGGGGUGGAAGGAAAGAGAAGAAGCAAACCACUGUCAAGUUACCAUCAAACAGCUUCAAUGUGGCUUGAUUUUGGAGUAUUUUGCUUCAGGGAUGAUUUUUGGAUAAGUAGCUUUGGUUGAAGAUGCUGUUAAAGUUGAAAAGAGAAUGUAAAAAGUUGAGUGUAGAAGAAAGGAUUUUUCUUAAAAGCAUUAUUGGCUGUGGCACUUAGUGUGAGUGUGGAUGGUUGUGUAUAGUGUAUGCAAUCUUUCUUUGGGGGAUUACAUAUUACACCAUGAAGAGGGCAUUUCCAUGGAAUGAACAGGUGGAUGUUAUAUCAUCAGAUGAAUCUUCUUCCUCCAAUCCAGGUGUAGAAGUUGAUAAUGGGUCUGUUGACAAGAAGUCAAUGGAUAUAACUAUUGAUCAACCUGCCCGACAAGAGCCAUUUGAAGAUGUAGUGAUCAGAAGGGCAGAAAUGUAUCAGGAAUACAUGAAGCAGAUUCCAAUCCCAGCCCGUCGAGGCUCUCUUAUUCCAUUUGACACAUGGAUGGGAUUAGCCAAAUCCAUAAAGCAAUUGUAUGGGCAACCUCUGCAUUACCUCACCAAUAUUCUUGUAAAACAGUGGGAUCAGUUAAGGAUUGGAAGCAAGGAUGAAAAUAGGUCACUGGAUUCCAUUAUUCACCCAAGUAAAGCUGAAGCUAGCAUCUGGCUCAUUGAAGAGGUCCACCGACAAACCACGUCUCCCCAUCAUAUGGCAAAACUCUGGCUGUCAGACCCAAUGCACUAUGCUUUUGUUGAUUCCAUCUUCCCACAAAUAUGAAAGUUGCUCCGCAAGGCCUGUAAGUUUCUGCCUUAGGGCUACUCUUACUGGGUGUUUCCUAAAUUCCUAGAAAUGGUUUAGAACCAUAUAAUGCAAAUUUGGGGAAGAUGCAAACACCUUUCUUGUUCAUAUAUUUCGCCUUCUAUUCCCAUAAUUUUUCAACUCUUCAUAAAUUUUGUGGCAAAGUAGCAUCUUCUCUGGCA